AUAUUUCGGAAGUUCUCUAAAAUUAAAAUUUAUCUGAAUAUUAAGAAAAUAUGUAGUAUUGAUAUCUAAAUUUCUUAGUGACAAAACAGAAAAACUAGUAAGGCGUAUUAGACGUAUUAGUCAAAAUACGUCAUAUCUCUAAUUUGUUGGGAACGCACACUUAUAUACUGAAGUUCAGUGCAGUGGUCAAAGUUGACGUCACAUAUUGAAGCUGCUAUCACUACGCUUACACAAUUUGGCCACCAGAUUACGAGCUUCAAGGUCAAAAACAGAAACGUCCAACCCUUCAAAAACGCACAACACCUACCAAAAAAAAAAACAAACUCCGGGAAGGUGCUAAGAUCUGUUUUUAGAUUGAAAGUUCCAUCUUUUGUGGGUGAAACUAUUCUUCGACUAGCAAAAACACCAAAUAACAAUAAACUUCGGAAAAGUUCAAAGAUCUGUUUCUGGAUUAAAAGGUUUAUCUUUUUGGGACUGAAAACUAUAUUUCGAUCAAGAAUAAACAAGAAUUUAUCAGGGCAAUUUAACAAAAACUACAAUGGCACGUGGACAUCAAAAAAAAUUAUCGCAGAUUCGUUUUCAGGAUAAACAGGAAAAACUGAAAAAGCAACAAGGACACCACGUCAAUGACCAAAAGAAGGCAGCACAGAAAGCUCUUGCAUACGUUUGCGUCGUUUGUAGGUCUCAGAUGCCUGAUCCAAAAACGUACAAACAGCAUUUUCAAAAUAAGCACCCCAAAUUCGAACUCCCACCAGAACUUAAAGAUGUUUGAGCUACAUAAAUCAAGUAUUGAAAUCUAAUUUUCUAAGUUAGUCUUUCAUGAAUUUCACCACCCACACUUAGAUGAGGUUAAAAUGAAGUACAUACAUAUAUUUUUGGUUUUUAAAA
Molecule: messenger RNA, 888 nt
Organism: Teleopsis dalmanni
Lineage: Eukaryota; Metazoa; Arthropoda; Insecta; Diptera; Diopsidae
Product: zinc finger protein 706-like
Exons: 5
Coding region: 539-772 (77 amino acids)
Source: RefSeq, a predicted model, not a curated record